Syzygium oleosum is the source of this 727-nucleotide messenger RNA. Its product is annotated as protein TIFY 5A-like. NCBI's taxonomy places the organism in Eukaryota, Viridiplantae, Streptophyta, Magnoliopsida, Myrtales, Myrtaceae. Gene Ontology annotation, biological process: regulation of jasmonic acid mediated signaling pathway; response to wounding; regulation of defense response. The transcript is spliced from 3 exons. Gene Ontology annotation, cellular component: nucleus. The record is from RefSeq and is a predicted model, not a curated record. Bases 121 to 522 code for a protein of 133 amino acids.
GGCGCACUAACUAGCAAAAGCCGCCUCAAAUCUCUCUCUCUCUCUCUCUCUCUCUCUCUCUCAAGUGCAGUUGCAGCAUUUGAUGUAUGUUUCCUUCUUCCAUAGACUUGAUCAACGAGAAUGAGAAGGAACUGUAACUUGCAGCUUAGUCUGCAGUCUGCUUCAGCUUCUCUCUCUUCAAUGGAUUUCCGUCGCCCAGAUCAGAUGGAAGUGACGAGCGGGAGGCGGGAAGAGCAGCAGCAGCUGACCAUAUUCUACAAUGGCGACGUUUGCGUCUGCGAUGUUACUGAACUACAGGCGAGAGCAAUUCUAGUGCUUGCAAGCAGAGAAAUGCAGGAAAGAAUGAAAACUACACUGACCGUGACCGAAUCGCGGCCUAAUUUACCAAGCAGACGACCAACACCUGCUGAGCUCUAUAGCCCCACUGGCACCGGCCUUUCCAUGAAGAGAUCACUCCAGCGAUUCCUCCAAAAAAGAAAGCUUCGCUUCCGAGCUACAUCGCCCUAUCACAUGGAUCAGUAGUUGUUCUAUCUAUCAUGCGGACAUUUGUUGAUAGGGUCUCCAAUGGAGUUCUGUUUGAUGGAUUAGGUGUUGCAAAUCGAGUGAAUUCAGGAGUUCCUCAAUCCUAUUUUGGACGUAUUUUUCGAGUGUGGACUUUUGUGCUAUGCGGUAGUUAAUUGAUCACUGAGGGUGUCCUGAUCUCUCUGUAAAGCCUAAUCUCGACUUC